Molecule: messenger RNA, 4399 nt
Organism: Megalobrama amblycephala (Wuchang bream)
Lineage: Eukaryota; Metazoa; Chordata; Actinopteri; Cypriniformes; Xenocyprididae
Gene: arhgef15a
Product: Rho guanine nucleotide exchange factor (GEF) 15
Exons: 16
Coding region: 291-3083 (930 amino acids)
Biological process (GO): activation of GTPase activity
Molecular function (GO): guanyl-nucleotide exchange factor activity; protein binding
Source: RefSeq, a predicted model, not a curated record
CAAAGGACAACAUCUGAAAGGAGAAGUAACAAUAGUGACAUUUAUUAACAACACUCAGAUCAAGUUUGCUCACAAGUUAGGACAACACGCCAGCAGAGAUGUUGAUAUGACAAGAGAAGAAAGAGUAACAACAGGCUUCACUGCAGAAGACUCUAAAUUGUUGAUGCUGAAAUCAGCACAAUAAGGGAUUUUGUUGCAUUAGUUGUUGUUUAGCAGUUUAAUAUUGUGUAAUAUUUUGCAGUAAUCUAUGUGUCUCUGGAUUUUAAUGUGUGAAUCUUGCUCAUUUGGACAUGAAAAUUUUUUUAGAGAAUCAAAUGGAUAAGUCAAUCUGUAAACCAUCCAAUGGAAAACCUACCAUUCCACAGAAACCCAACCUUCCACCAAAACCAAAUCUUAAUGCUUUACACCAGUCAAGCCUCUUUGGUUCCUCUAGCAGAAUGGCUCAGGCUUUGCGUAACUUUGAACCAGGAACAGGCAAGCAACCAGCAAUAAACUACAACAGUAAAGAAAGUAGAUACUCUAAAGAUAUGAGCCAAAAUGGAAGGUCUUUGGUGGUUGAAGCAAGAUGUUCAACCAGGAUAGAGGACCGAGUACAGCAUAUAUCUUCAUUUUCAACACUUAAUAAAAGUGGACAUAUAUGGGUUGAAAAACAGAUGCCGGAAAUAAAUCAUCAGCUGGCAGUAGAUGAUGUGGAUGUGGGUCGAUCAGCUCCUGAUGGCAGUGAAAUGAAUAACUCUGUGAGUGGCACCAUAGAAAGUCAUCAGGGCUCAAUUGCACCACCUACCAUCUCAGAGGAGAAACACUGUCAUUGCAUCUGCCACCUUCAAAGGCCUGGCAUGAAACUGGUCUGGGUACCUUUACAGGAGAAGAAAAAUGACAUGGAUACUGUAAUUCAUAAACAUCAAAACAGAGGAAGUCAGAGAAAUAGGUUUCCAAAUAAGGAGGAUGUUUUAACCAGCAAUGAAGUCAGUAGGCCACAGAAUAGCCCAUCUCACCAUUCAAAACACCAAGAAUUGCCUCCGUGUGUAAAUUGCCAAAGCUUUCUACUUCACCACAGCCCUCACAAAUUAGCAGGAAAACGGUUUGCAUAUGCUGAUGAGUCAUUUCAAAACCACUCAAAACCCCCUGUACCACCAAGGACUUAUCAGUCCUCUGAGUAUCAAAACAGCCAACAAUAUACACAGCUUGAUCACAUCGAUGCUCAUAUAUACUUGGAUCUUUUGCCAUCAAAUGACAAUAAAGUUACUGCUCCAGCUGUCCCCCCUCGUCCUCCCCCACGACUUCCUAGGCACCCUCCGCAAAAGCAAAAGACAGAUAGGCGGUCUUCUCAGCCUGCGCUGGCCUGUGUGGUCUCUCUUCGAGGAGGCGGUCCACCUAUCAGAAACACCAGCAGCUGUGUGCGUGGAAGAUUAUCUCAUCCCAAAUCUGUGCUAAACCCAUCAGGUGAGAGCUAUGAAAAUGGUGAUUUCGAAGGCUGGGAGUCUAUUGACACAAAAGAGCUGUGUGACAAUACAGGAAGCCCACGGAGGAUCUCCAGUGACUGGGAGCCAAACAGUGACUAUGAACCUCUGUAUCAGAUCUACCAGGCUAAGGUCUCGAAAGAAGCCAGUCAGAUCCAGACUGAUAGCCCAGAUUGCAACAGGAGAAGUGUUAGUGAAACUCUGGGUCUUGAGGGUCACGGAGGGCUGGGAGUGGUUGACCCCCGGUCCAAAAGAGGCCCCGAAGAGAUUACGCUAUGGCAAGACUUACCAGUGGUGAAGGAAAGCGGAAUGUUAUACAAACUCACUCGCACUGAAAUACAGAGACAAGAGAGCAUGUUUGAAGUGCUCACCUCUGAGGCCUCCUACCUGCGCUCCCUGCGGGUUCUGAAGGAUCACUUCCUGGGGUCACGGGAACUCAAUGAGACUCUGGUCAUUCAUGAUAGGAAGGCCCUCUUCUCCAACCUCCUGCAGGUCUAUGAGGUCAGCGAGAGGUUUAUAGGCGAUCUGCUGAAACGAGUCGAUGAGAGUGUGGUGAUAUCUGAUGUGUGUGACAUCAUUUAUGAGCACUCAAAGAACUAUUUCUCAGUCUUCAUUGAUUAUGUCAGAAAUCAGCAGUACCAAGAAAAGACCUACAGCAGACUGAUGGACAGUAACAGGGAUUUUUCAGUUGUGAUGAGGCGGCUGGAGUUAUCUCCACUCUGCAAACGUUUGCCCUUCACAUCCUUUAUGCUUCUGCCCUUCCAGCGAAUCACACGCAUCAAAAUCCUUAUACAGAAUAUCCAAAAGCGGACUGCAAAGGGCACUAAAGAGGAGGAAACCACUUCCAAGGCCCUGGCUUCAGUGUCUGAGCUAAUCGCCCAGGCAAACACACAGGUGGGGCAGAUGAAACAGAUGGAAGAGCUCAUACACAUCUCUAACAAGUUGGAGUUUGACAAACUCAAGGCCGUUCCAAUUGUUUCUAAAACACGCUGUCUAGAAAAACAGGGUGAAUUACAGGAGCUAAGCAAAAGAGGGUCUCUCUUCAGCAUCCGCAACAAAUGUACUCCCGUAUACAUGUUCCUCUUCAACGACCUUCUCAUUCUCACCACUAAAAAAAGUGGCUGUCCAGACCGCUUUGUGGUGAUCGAUCAUGCUCAUCGGUCUCUGGUUCAGGUGCAGGCUACAGAAAAUGGUCUUGGACCACACUUGGAUCACUGUUUCUGUCUGACCCUCCUGGAAAACCAUCGGGGUCACACCUGUGAACACCUGCUCAAGGCUAACACAGAGUCAGACAUGCAUAGGUGGAUGGCUGCAUUCCCAUCGAUUAAUGGAGCACUUUGGGAGGAGAAGAUUUAUGAGGACUGGGACUGUCCUCAAGUGCAGUGCAUCAGUCAAUAUGUAGCAAAACAGGCAGACGAGCUUAGCUUAGAGCCAUCUGAUGUCAUCAAUGUGCUGCGCAAAACCAGUGAAGGUUGGUAUGAAGGAAUGCGUCUCUAUGAUGGAAAGAAGGGCUGGUUUCCAGCAGAGAACGUGCUAGAAGUAACCACUGAUCAUCAGAGACGACGGAAUGUGAGAGAGCAGUACCAAAUCUCACAGACAACCAGUCAAAACACUCAAAGUUGACUCCAACUGACUUGUCCUAAAAGUACCAGUGGUAAUCGCUACCCAUCUUACUCAUCCUCUCUCCCCAAUAGUUUCCGGUCACUCUUUGAUGCUUUUUUUUUUAAAUAUGCAAAAAACUGACUGUUCAAGACUCCAUGAAACUGUCUGAGAAACAACUCCUUCCGGUGUGUGAUCUUUCCUAUUGAAACGGGAAGUUGGGGCCAAUUAGUAAACCCCUUUACCGAUGUCAUCUUUAGAAAAAUUAAGUAAAUCAAGAGGAUUUUACAAAUGUCAAAAUGGAAGCAUGGAUUGUUAAUCAAAAAGAAAGUUUUAUUGGACAGAUCUGUUGUUGUCAUGAGGUAACAGGACAAGCCCCUUUCAUUGUGCUGUCAGGCUCCACCUUCAGCUCCAUAGAAAGUGCAGGCAAGUUGUUAUUGCUACAUUUGUAAUAAAUUCAACACACAAAAACAAACAAUUAAAAAUAUUUUCAAUUAACUCCUUUUCCAUGUUUACCCCAAUGUUAAGAAAACAAUUGGGAUAAAAAUGGAUACAACAAUAGUCUUGGAGUUUACUCUGCAUUAUGCUGCGUCCAAGGCAAUAGGUCUCAAAGGUUUUUGAUUAUUAAUGCCAAUAUACACUCACCAGCAACUUUAUUAGGUACAUCUUGCUAGUACCGAGAUGGACCCCUUUUGCCUUCAGAACUGCAUUAAUUCAUCAUGGCAUAGAUUCAACAAUGUGCUGGAAACAUUCCUCAGUGAUUUUGGGAAGUAUCAAGUCGCGGGGAAGUCGCUAAAUCUAGCGACAAAAUUGCUUAAUUGGCAGCACUGAUCUUGACCAUGUCUACAUGCCUAAAUGCUUUGAGUUGCUGCCAUGUGGUGAGCUAAUUUGAUUUUUGCAUUAACAAGCAGUACAGGUAUACCUAAUAAAGUGGCCGGUGAGUGUAGAAAUGCCCUAUUCACAGGUCACCCAAUAUAACAUUUACGACUCAUUUGUGCAUUUUUUUUUUUUAAUAAGAGCAGAUUUACCUUAAUAUACAUGAUUAAAUAAUAAUAAACAUGAUUACCUUUAUGGGUGUCAUCCUCCAGCUGGCAUGGAGUGCAUUUUUUGAUCUGUAAGUAUAUUGAAUAAAGAAAUUAAUGCUUUAAGAAUGUAUAUGUAAAGUUACAUUAAUCUUAAUAGCCUGUUAGCUUUAGUGCAAUUGAGAAAUAUAAUAUUCAGAACCAGGGUUCCCAAAUUUUGUCAGCUGAACCUCUAUGAUGUAAUUUUUUGAAGUACUAGUUGAAAUGUAAACCUUAUUUUUGUAAGCCUUCAAUAAAUAAAAUGUUAAAUGAUAUAAA